CCGGCCCGUGUAGGGAGAAGGGGCGUAUCUCGGGGGCGUGCUUGGGGGGCGUGUCCUAUGUGCGGGGCGGUGUGUGGCCGCUGGCGGAGGGAUACGCGCGGUUAUAAAGCGGUGCGGCGCGCAGUCACACCCCCAGCACUGUGUGGACCCCGGUGUGCGGUGCGUUUCUUCCUCAUCGUCCUCCUCCCGGCACUCGGAUCUGUAAUCGGCUGACAGCAUGGCAGACCAACUUACUGAGGAGCAGAUUGCUGAAUUCAAGGAGGCUUUCUCCUUAUUUGACAAAGACGGAGAUGGCACCAUCACCACUAAAGAACUUGGGACAGUCAUGCGGUCACUGGGACAGAACCCUACUGAAGCUGAGCUGCAAGACAUGAUCAACGAGGUGGAUGCUGACGGCAAUGGCACAAUCGAUUUCCCUGAAUUCCUGACCAUGAUGGCAAGAAAAAUGAAGGACACAGACAGCGAGGAGGAGAUCCGUGAAGCCUUCAGAGUUUUUGACAAGGACGGUAAUGGCUACAUCAGUGCUGCUGAGCUCCGCCAUGUAAUGACUAAUCUAGGAGAAAAACUAACAGAUGAAGAGGUAGAUGAAAUGAUCAGAGAAGCAGACAUAGAUGGGGAUGGACAGGUCAAUUAUGAAGAAUUCGUACAGAUGAUGACUGCAAAAUGA
Staurois parvus is the source of this 667-nucleotide messenger RNA. NCBI's taxonomy places the organism in Eukaryota, Metazoa, Chordata, Amphibia, Anura, Ranidae. The record is from the annotation of a GenBank genome assembly.